AUGACUAGCAUGGCUGCUACUAGUACCAAGCUAGCACUUGCAUAUAGAAUUCUCUCCUGUGAAAGAAUUACAAAAAAAUGUGUGAAAAUGAUAAAAAUAAUUGAGCUCACUGUGUGCAAUAGUGAGCAUGAAUAUUUUAGCAAUGCAUGCAGUACAUGGAAACUACACGUGAUGCUAAUGGGGUGGGCUACUGCUAGUUGGGACUCUAUGGACCUACACUUCUCCAUACUUGCAAGUUCUUUGGACAACAGAUCUACACUUCUCUGUGUCUGGUGUAUAUAUAAUUUCAUCCUCGCACUCCCCUGCAAUAUUCAAAACAUCUGGGUACUAUACUCAAUGAGUUCAAUCAUCUUCUUCGAACAUUCGAAGAUGGGUGUGACCUGUGACAUGUCAAAAAUAGCCUCAAACAGCACCACUAUCAGCUGA
Molecule: messenger RNA, 426 nt
Organism: Suillus discolor
Lineage: Eukaryota; Fungi; Basidiomycota; Agaricomycetes; Boletales; Suillaceae
Exons: 9
Coding region: 1-426 (141 amino acids)
Source: RefSeq, a predicted model, not a curated record